Messenger RNA from Baudoinia panamericana UAMH 10762, 1461 nucleotides. RefSeq lists its product as uncharacterized. The transcript has 4 exons. Gene Ontology annotation, molecular function: oxidoreductase activity, acting on the aldehyde or oxo group of donors, NAD or NADP as acceptor. Bases 1 to 1461 code for a protein of 486 amino acids. The record is from RefSeq and is a predicted model, not a curated record. NCBI's taxonomy places the organism in Eukaryota, Fungi, Ascomycota, Dothideomycetes, Mycosphaerellales, Teratosphaeriaceae.
AUGUCCGCGAAAGCUCUGGACGCGAUAUGGACGAGCGUUGUCGAGGGACGCGCGAAGAAUCUCCGAACCAGACAAAAUCACUUGAGAGCUUUGUUCGACUUCUACACCACUCAUGGUGACGAAAUAAUCCGAGCCAUACAGACCGACGGAGAGAUCAGCAGAUCAGAAGCGCAGUGUGUGUACGCCAGUCUUCUUACCGAUCUGCGUACGCACUACGACGCUUUGAGCUUGAAAAGGGAACUGGAUCGGGAAUACAGUGUCCACAAUGGCAAAAGCUUGCAGUCGCGAAUGGUCGCUACUCCAGCCGUCUACAUCCUCCCCGAUCCCUUUCUUUUGCUAUAUAAUGUGCUCAUCACCGUGCAUGCGGCAAUAGAAGCAGGCUCUUGCGUUGUCAUCGAGCUCGAGAACACAGUACAAGCGUCGAGGCACUGGGUGAUCAAGGCGGUCAAGGAAGCUCUGGAUAACAAGGUGUUCACUGUCAUCACAUCGAGAGCUGAUUCGACGUUCCUAGCAGAAUGUACUGUUGUAGACCAGACCGGGCAGAGUUCGUUUGCGGCCGGAGCGUCCCGCCUGGAACCUUUGUCAUCAGAUGUCGCCGAGAUGGUUGUGGGAAUCGUAGAUCGGACGGCUGACGUGAGCCUUGCUGCCAAAGAACUGAUGUCAACUCGGCUUUUCUUCGCUUCAAAGAGUCGGUACGCGACUGACAUCAUUCUCGUUAACGAAUUCGUUCUCGAUAAAUUCAUCCAAGCUGCUACUGAGACUGUUGAUGCCGUAGCUGCCGUUGUUGGCCAAGCGGCAAAAGAUCGGCUCGGCAUGAAGCAGGACGCACCGUCCAAUCAGGAGCUGGAAGGAUCUCAUGUUCAGAUAGUCCUCGACAAUGAGAUCGCAAAGAUAGCGUUGGUUACCUCGAGAGACAGCAAGCUCCUCAAGUCCAAGGGAUCUGGGCGUACCAUCAUCCUGCACAGCUUUACGAGCUUAGAUGAUGUUCUCGAUCUCCUGAACUUCUCAAACUCCACCUACAGCGCAAUAUACCUCUUCGCAGCACUAUCUGAGGCGAAGUACCUCUCACAAUAUAUCCAAAGUCGCGCAACCUUCGUCAAUCAUGUCCCAGCGGGGCUACUGGCUGGACCUGUAGCACCGAAGAGGUAUGCAACACGAGUAGACGUCCGCUACGCCCGCGAAAUGUUCGAGUACCCUAGCCCUCAAAUCGUCGGAAACGAAAAGUCUCGUAAAGCAUCAUCGUUGAUCAAGCUCUGCAAGGCAGGGAAACCACCUCGCGUACUGGCAACAAGCUUGUCCCCUCUCAAACCAACGGGACAGCCUCCGGCAGGCGCCUGGGAUUUCUUUGGCGUGGGUGUUGUGGUUGGAGCCACGGUGUACCUGCUGCCUAUUGUCGUUGGCUCGUUAGCUUUGACAAUCACUGGUACCUACUACACAACACGCUGGCUUCUUCGGGCCUGA